GGAGCUGUAGUUCCGGGGGGGGGUGUCCCUCCUCCAGACUACAAGCUCCAUCGAGCAGCAGGAGGACGGUUGCUUGGUGUAAUUAGCAAGCGGGAAGUAUGGCGGUGGCGCGCAUCGACGCGGCUUUGCCUCCUGGAGAAGGAUCAGUGGUCAAUUGGUCAGGGCAGGGGCUACAGAAAUUAAGUCCAAACUUACCCUGUGAAGUUGAUAUUCAUACUUUGAUUCUGGAUAAAAAUCAGAUUAUUAAAUUAGAAAAUCUUGAGAAAUACAAACGAUUAAUACAGUUGUCAGUUGCUAAUAAUCGGCUGGUGCGGAUGAUGGGUGUGGCCAAACUGACCCAACUCCGGGUAUUAAAUUUACCUCAUAAUAGCAUUGGCUAUGUGGAAGGGCUGAAGGAAUUAGUACAUUUGGAAUGGCUGAAUUUGGCAGGAAAUAAUCUCAAGGCCAUGGAACAACUCAAUAGCUGCACAGCUCUACAGCACCUCGAUUUAUCAGACAAUAACAUACCCCAGAUAGGCGAUCUAUCUAAGUUGAUAUCACUGAAGACCCUGCUUUUACAUGGAAAUAUCAUCACCUCUCUUAGAAUGGCACCAGCUUAUCUACCCAGAUGUCUUGCUAUACUUUCUUUGGCAGAAAAUGAAAUCCGGGACUUAAAUGAGGUCUCUUUUCUGGCAUCCUUAACUGAAUUGGAACAAUUAUCGAUCAUGAACAAUCCCUGUGUGAUGGCAACACCUUCCAUUCCAGGGUUCGACUAUCGGCCAUAUAUCGUCAGCUGGUGCUUAAAUCUCAGAGUCCUAGAUGGAUAUGUCAUUUCUCAGAAAGAAAGUUUAAAAGCUGAAUGGCUCUAUAGUCAGGGAAAGGGGAGAGCAUAUCGCCCUGGCCAGCACAUCCAGCUUGUCCAGUAUCUGGCCACAGUUUGUCCUCUCACGUCUACGCUGGGUCUUCAAACUGCAGAGGAUGCCAAACUAGAGAAGAUUCUGAGCAAGCAGAAGUUUCACCAGAGGCAGUUGAUGAACCAGAGCCAAAAUGAAGAGUUGUCUCCUCUUGCUCCUGUUGAAACAAGGGCAUCACUUGUACCUGAGCAUUCCAGCCCUGUUCAAGAUUGUCAGGUAGUCCAGGAAAGCGAACCUGUCGUCCAAGUCAAUUCUUGGGUUGGGAUAAGCAGUAAUGAUGACCAGUUAUGUGCUGUUAAGAAUAACUUUACAGCCUCUGUACACACGGCAAGAUAUUCUCGAAAUGACCUGCAUCUGGAAGACAUCCAGACAGAUGAGGACAAGUUAAACUGUAGUCUCCUCUCUUCAGAGUCCACUUUUAUGCCGGUUGCGUCAGGACUCUCUCCAGUAUCACCAACAGUUGAGUUGGGACUGCACAGCCUUAACUUGGGCCUGGAAGAUGAUGAUACUGCAGAGGAAUCUGCGAAGGGGCCGGAAAACCAGGGCUUUGAUAAGGAAGAGAAAAAGGCUUUUUGGGCUGCAAAUGAGAAUUCUGUUCAAAUGACAAAAAGUGAGAUCAGUACAGAGGUAAAUAAGAAAGACAGGCUAUUACCUUGUCCUGAGCGAGCAGUCCCCAGUGCUGUCUUGAAGGAUGACAGCCACAGUCCUAGACCUUUCCCUGAGUCAUUGGGACCCAGUGUUUUCCAUACGCAGCCAGCUAGUGAAGAAACCAUGUCUGAAACAGCUUCAGAGAAACUUCCGUGCAGGUUUUUAACCCAGAAAUCUGUUGCUUUGGGAAAAGAUAAAGUUGCCCUUCAGAAAUUGAACAAAGCAGCAACCAAGCUUCAAGCCUGUUGGCGGGGCUUUUAUGCCAGGAACUACAACCCACAGGCUAAAGAUGUGCGUUAUGAAAUCCGGCUGCGCAGGAUGCAGGAGCACAUUGUCUGCCUCACUGAUGAAAUAAGGAGAUUAAGAAAAGAAAGAGAUGAAGAACGUAUUAAAAAUUUUGUACAAGAAGAGGCUGUCAGAUGCCUUUGGAACCAGGUAAGGUCUCUGCAAGCAUGGCAAAAAAUGGUGGACCAGCAUCUGAAUUUCCCGCCUAGUGAUGUUCUGCCCAUGUCAAGUACUUUGGUGACGUCUCAAUCUCCAUUAUUCACCCAAAGUCAGGAGCCCUCUUCUGGUCAAAAUUCUGAUUGGUUCACUGCUCCUGAGGAAGCUCCUCAAGAGAAAUUCUUGCCAGAAUUUCCAGACUCUGGUUUUCAUUCCUCCCUAACAGAACAAGUUCACUGUUUACGGGAUUCUUUGGAUUUUGAAAAAAGUUCCACAGAAGGUAGUGAAAGUUCCAUCAUGGGGAAUUCCAUUGACACAGUCAAAUACGGCCGGGAGUCAGACAUAAGGGAUGUUAGUGAAGAACAUAGUGAAUGGAAUAAGGAAAAUUCAAACAGUGAGCAGGAUAAUAGCCUACUUGAACAGUAUUUAACUUCAGUUCAGCAGCUAGAUGAUGCUGAUGAGAGGGAAAAUCUUGAUGAAGGGACAGGAGAUACUAAGCUUCCCAUAGCCUGUUCCCCUGAAACGUUAGAUGUCUUAGAGCCUGACAGUGCUGUAGAUGAUACUCAAGGCAUAUCUCCUGCUUUGCAAGAUGAAAUCAACCAGACACCAGAAAGUGGUAAAUUAAAUGCAGUUGUUCAAGGACAGCAGUCAGACUGUGAGUCUGCAUUUCAGGUAUUGCAUGUUGGGAUUAUUGUAUAGAAUGUUUGGUUGCUUAGGAAACAGAAAUCAACUGAAUUUAAGAAUAUUUUCAUUUAGCUUUUUUGGGGGAAGAAGAAUAUUCCUCCCAGUUUUGUUACUAUUUAUAUAUAAUUUAUAUUUUUGUCUUGUCUUAUAUUUUCCAUAUUCUAGGUACUAAGCUGAAUCUUCAUUUUGAUUUUGUUAGCUUUUUACUUAGAUAUAAUGUAUCAAACAAUAUUUAUAUUGAAAGCCACACACAUGCACUUUACUAACAACUGAAUUGCAUCAGCAGUGUUCCUGUAUUUUUAUGUAUUCAUUUCUUUCCAAAAAUAAACUUGAAUACAUUAAAGAAGAUAGAAAAUUUUACCUUCAAGAUAUCAACAAGAGAAUUUUAAUUCUUAUGUAUGUGAGGAAAUUAUGUAGUAAGGAAUACAGUUUGUUACAGUGACUAUAAAUAACAAAUAAUGAGGAUUGUGAAACUCUUAAAAUUUGCCAGCCUCUGCGGAGUAAGAAUAUGUGUUUUUAAGCCUUUUUCCCUCCCCUAUGAGUCAAGGAGAGCCUUCUUAUAAGCAAAUAAGGGAGAAAAGGUAAGAUUAUAGGAUAUUCAAUGGGGAUGCUUAAAUUGUCUCUUGGAAAACAUCAAUGUCACCUAUCACUUUUAACAUAUGAAGCAAAGUGUUCAUCAAGCACUAAAGUCAAGCUUAUUUAAAGAGACAACACAAGAAUAUUUCUAUUAGAUACAGGCUUCAUUCACUUGGAAUAAUGCCACAGCAAACAUCAUCUUUUCAUUUAGUGAUUUUUUUUUUUUUUGUUCCACAGAUAAGCGUUUAUGUGCCAAUAUAUUGCCAGAAGUUAAUGUUCUUUGUUCCUACUUUAUAUUGGCUAUGUAUUUCAGCAGAGACCCAUGGUUGUUUUAUUUUUGACCUCUGCCUCAUAGAAGAGAACAUUUAAAAUAAUACCAGUGGUGGUAGACUAUGAAUGACAUUUUUUAAAGGAUUAUUUUCUAUCUAAAUCUCUGAAAAAGUGCCACAUUCGGAAGAGAAUUUAAUGGUAGUUAAGAAAAAAUAAACCUCACAUUUCUUUACUUAUUAAAGAGAAUAUAUAUCUGUAACUCUAAAAAGAAAUGAUAAUAGUGUUUUUGAGUGUUAUAGAUGCAUUCACAAAUCAAGGACAGUUUUUGGAAGCUUGCUAUUUUAAUCUCUGAGAAUGUUCUAAUAUCAUUGACCAAUACAUAUCUGACUUCCUCCCAAUCUGUGGACAUACAACAAUUUAACUAUGGCAAUACUAGGGUAUUCUCUAAAUUUAGGUGCUAAAUAUCUAUUCAUUAUUCAGUUACAGUCACUAGAUCCCCUUCUUUGAAGUUAUAUAAAAUAAAAGCUGAUCCUUCCAAGAAUAAGAUCAGGGAUCACAUCUUAUACUCUGUAUUGAUAAAAACAUUUCUCCAAUGUGAAUAAGAUGUUUAUUUCUCACAUCAUAAAUAUGUAGCACUCAGGUUGAGAAGACUUGGAUUUCAUUCUCAGAAAUCCAGAACCUCUUGCAAAGGAAAUAUUUUCUGUCUCUUUUAAACAAAACAACGGUCUUAGAUUCAAAGGAUUUUCCUUAGUGAGGCAUGGAUAACAUUGAAUGCAUGUUAAGUAAAAAUAGAAUUUUUAACUUUUUGGAUAAUGUUAAUUUUAUGAGUGAUUUUGAAUUUCUUCUUAAAUCUACCCUAUUUUUCUAUUUUACGGUUAAGUGCCUCAUUUGCUCACCAUAGUUAGACAAAGAAAACCAACUUGUACUGCACUGGUACCAAAGUACUGCUUCAUGGUGCAUUAAUUUCUCAUAAAAGCUCCUGAAAUGUCAUGGGUCAGUAUUACCUAAGUAGGUUUCUUCUGACAUCUCUUCCCUCUUCUCUUUUUUUAAGAGAUGACAAAACACAACUGAAUUCAUUUGAACAUCAGCAUUUGCCAGCAAGAUUUCCUUUUUUAGCUUUGCCUUGUUUUUCUAGCCCAUCAGUAGUAUUCGACAUACUUUUAUUUUAAAAUUGGCAGAAUAAUGACUGAUAUUCUGCUCUUCAUUCUAUUUAUUAUUGUUUUGAAGUGCAAGAAUAUUAAGAAGCCCCCACCUUAACUGUUCAGAUUAUCGUGAAUAUAAAUAGAAUGAAAAUAAUAUAAAUUAGAAUGCUGGAAAACUGUGGCAUAGACUUAAUAUAUUUUAAUAGAUUUACAUUGUAAUUUAAAAUAACUUAUGAAAUAGUUAACAGCAAUAGAGAAUUUAACUCUGUUGGUCUGCCUGAAGAGUAAAUGGGCUUGGUAAGGUUUGGGAAGUUGAGCUUUAACAGUCUUUGUGUUUUUCUUUUUUCUUUUUUUUUUUUGGUCUUUUUGCCUUUCCUAGGGCUGCUCCCGCAGCAUAUGGAGGUUCCCAAGCUGGGGGUCUAAUCAGAGCUAUAGCCGCCGGCCUACACCAGAGCCACAGCCACACGGGAUCCGAGCCGUGUCUGCAGCCCACACCACAGCUCACGGCCACACCGGAUCCUUAACCCACUGAGCAAGGUCAGGGAUCGAACCUGCCACCUCAAGGUUCCUAGUCAGAUUCGUUAACCACUGCGCCACAGCGGGAACUCCUGUGUUUUUCUAAUAGGAGAAGUUUAGUUCAGCUAUGCUAUUUUAGUUCAAUUCUUUUGAUUUAUGGACAAUUCAAUAUGUCAAUUUAAUAUUCCUUCAGAAGCACAGAAUCAUACCAUGUGAGAAUUGAAAGGAACCAAGAGAUUGUCUUUCUAAUCUCUUAAUCUUAGUUUUAAAGAUGAAACUAAAGAACAGAGAAGUUCAAUAACUUGUCUGAGGUUAUAGCUGGUUAAUAGAAAAUAAACUUUGGGAACUUAAAAGUUAUUGUAGUUCUAAAUUUUAUUAUGCACUUUCUGUUAAUCUCUAUGUUUAGUAAACCAGUAAGAAGGUCUGUAUGUUUUUCAUUGUCUUUGAAAGAGAGAAAAAAAAAAACUUCUAAGAAAGCUAGAACCCUACCACUCAGGGUAGAGUCACUUGUAGAAAACAACUGAUUUGUUCAGAACCCUGAGUGAAUUUUCUCCAAGGAAUGUGUUUGAUUAACAUGGUUUUUAAAAUGGUAAUGUAGUGGAAAUGAGCAUUUUGAAAGAAUGACUGCAUCUUGGUGUCCAUUUAUUUAAUAGGAAUUAUAGCAUUGCUGAGAUAUAUAACUUUUCUAGUGAGAUGCUAGUUUGAUUAUAGUUCACCUUCAGUUUUAUAGAACAACAGAUGUUAAAGUUUUAACUCUCCUGGUGUGCAGAAAGCUCUAAUCAUGACAGUUGAUACAUAUACAAUAAUAGUUGGUUUUAUAAAUUCAGUUAUAAAAGGCCUUAUAAAAAUGCAUGUUUUUAGGAAAAAAUGUAGCCACAGAAUUGUUAGUAUAAAUGCAAAUAACUUUACUCUUGAAUAAUGUGGGCCCUUCUCGAAGGAUUUUUACUUUACUUUGGAUUAUUUAAAAUAUACAAAUACCGUAAUAGUGUAUUUUCCUGUUAUUUACUUAGGACAAGUCUAGUUCCACUUUUUAUAGUAUUUCCAGAAACAAUAUGGACUUAAGAUAUCAUGGUGUCUCCUUUGGUAGCUUUUGGGCACAAAUUCUUAGAGUUGGAUUUAAAACAAUAAUAUGAAGUCUCCCCCCCCCUCGAGAAUUAAGGCAUAAUCAAAAGGGAAAAUAUAAAAUGAGUCUGAUCAAUUUCUCAUUUAUGGGUGAAAAAUGAUAGACACUAAUUUGUUUCAUGUAUAUUUAUUUUGCCAUGUAACUGAGGAGUGUUUAUUAUAUUGUCUUGUUUUAACUUUCAAAUUUAUGAUCCCUUCAUCUAUGAAAUAAAGCAGAAAAGUUUUGUAAGGAACAUUCUAAAUACUUUUAGUGAUCUUGUUUUCAUUGAUUAAGCCUGUCGUGCCAUAUUAAAUUUAAAAGUCAAGUAAACAGGAGUUCUUGUUAAGGAUCUGGCAUUGCCUCUGCUAUGGCUUGGAUCCCUCCUGUGUCUUGGGUCUGAUCCCUGGUCUAGGAACUUCCACGCGUUGCAGGUGCAGCCAAAAAAAAAGUAGAUGAAGUAGUAGUCUUGGAGUGAAACAUAUAAUUAAUUGUCUUUUAAAAAUAAGUUACUAAUUUCCCACUGUGGCACAACUGGAUUGGUGACAUUUCUGCAGUGCCAUGAGGCAGGUUGGAUUCCCACCUGGCACAGUGGGUUAAAGGAUCUGGUGUUUCUGCAGCUGUGGUGUAGGUUGCAGCUACUGCUCAGAUUCAGUCCCUGGCCCAGGAAUUUCCGUAUGCCGUGGGUGUAGCCAUAAAAUUAAAAAAACAAAAAAAGAGUUGCUUUCUAUUUGUGAAUGAGUAGAGAUCAUACUACAAUUUAAUUCCUUAAUUGAUUUUAGUCAAUAGCAGGAAUCAUUUUGUAGUGGCUUUGAUCAUUUUCUAAUUAAAUUUCUUUGAGAAUUUUGUAAUAAUUUUAAUGUUGACAAGUUUAAAAAUAAUUUGAUUUUGCACUAUUUUUAGAUUUCUCUUUAAUUUUAUUGUAGAAUUAGUGGAUGCUUUAAAUGGUUGUGGUCUGUUUUAUGAAGGCUUAAUAUUUUAUAUUGUACUUAAUUUGUAUUUGAGUUUAAUUCUAAAUAAAAAGUUUGUAUAUUUGAGUGA
Messenger RNA from Sus scrofa (pig), 7310 nucleotides. It is a transcript of the gene CEP97, whose product is annotated as centrosomal protein 97. NCBI's taxonomy places the organism in Eukaryota, Metazoa, Chordata, Mammalia, Artiodactyla, Suidae. Gene Ontology annotation, molecular function: protein binding. Gene Ontology annotation, cellular component: centrosome. The record is from RefSeq and is a predicted model, not a curated record. Gene Ontology annotation, biological process: negative regulation of cilium assembly.